This is a messenger RNA of Trichoderma atroviride IMI 206040, 707 nucleotides long. RefSeq lists its product as uncharacterized. The record is from RefSeq and is a predicted model, not a curated record. NCBI's taxonomy places the organism in Eukaryota, Fungi, Ascomycota, Sordariomycetes, Hypocreales, Hypocreaceae.
GAAACAAAUCAAUUACUGUCUUGACCUACCUAUAUAUCAGUCAAUCAGUCAACAACUCAAAUCAAUCAAAUCAACCACUCAAUCUGUAAACACCUACAGACAACAUCCACCUACAAUCUCAACCACAAUGAACUCUUCACCACAAACCACAAUGAGCUCUUCACCACCACAAACCCCAACCAAAACCCAACAAUCCCAGCCCUUCCACCCCCAAGACUCCUCCCCCGCCUGCCAGUCCGCCAUCCGCCACUCCUCCACCUGGAAGCCCAGCUCGCUUAAUCGUCGUCUUAGCUGGAACAACCAGGACCAGAAGCACGAGCUGCAGAUGAGCGGCAUUGAUGGCGUGAGGUCGGGCGAGCAGGGCUUUACGGAGAGGGGUUGAAGUCAAAUAACUACAACACAAAAAAAAAACAAGAAAAAAAAAAACAUGGAGAAAAAAGAAGUUACUUCUUUGUAUGGAAUCUGGGAAAAUGGGAUUAAAAAGGACUGCAUAGCAUAAGCAUAAAAAAGAAAAAAAGAAAAAAAAAAAGAGGCAAAUGGUACUUAGCAUGCAAAGGAUACGGAACUAUGGAAUGAAUACAUCACCUAAAGAGAAUGGAUUAUUGAACAUCAUGAGCCUGCUCCGUCGUCAGGCAAAACAUCUACAAGUCAUGCUUAAUAGCCAAUCACUCUUAUUAGUCUUGGGUAAUGACAUGUACAUUAAUUCU